Molecule: messenger RNA, 387 nt
Organism: Scleropages formosus (Asian bonytongue)
Lineage: Eukaryota; Metazoa; Chordata; Actinopteri; Osteoglossiformes; Osteoglossidae
Gene: cga
Product: glycoprotein hormones, alpha polypeptide
Exons: 4
Coding region: 40-387 (115 amino acids)
Biological process (GO): thyroid hormone generation; positive regulation of steroid biosynthetic process
Cellular component (GO): follicle-stimulating hormone complex; extracellular region
Molecular function (GO): follicle-stimulating hormone activity
Source: RefSeq, a predicted model, not a curated record
CGCUACAACAGUACAGAAAUCUCUUGCAUCUGAGACACCAUGACCUACACAAGAAAACUGGGCGUAGUAUCUCUUCUGGCAUUGCUGGCGCUCUUGCAUAUCGUAGACUCAAACUUCAAUGGAGGAUGUGAGGAGUGCAAACUCAAGGAGAACAAGUUCUUCUCAAAGGCUGGAGCCCCCAUCUUUCAGUGUAUGGGCUGUUGCUUCUCCAGAGCAUUCCCAACACCCCUGAAGGCCAGGAAGACAAUGCUGAUUCCCAAGAACAUCACGUCUGAAGCUACGUGUUGCGUGGCUAAAGAAGUGAAAAAGCUGGCCACACUUAACAAUAUGAGACUGGAAAAUCACACGGACUGUCACUGCAGCACCUGCUACUUCCAUAAGUCUUAA